This is a messenger RNA of Balaenoptera acutorostrata (minke whale), 5167 nucleotides long. It is a transcript of the gene CDH18, whose product is annotated as cadherin 18. Gene Ontology annotation, biological process: adherens junction organization; homophilic cell-cell adhesion; cell morphogenesis. The coding region runs from base 776 to 3148 and encodes 790 amino acids. NCBI's taxonomy places the organism in Eukaryota, Metazoa, Chordata, Mammalia, Artiodactyla, Balaenopteridae. Gene Ontology annotation, molecular function: calcium ion binding; cadherin binding. The record is from RefSeq and is a predicted model, not a curated record. Gene Ontology annotation, cellular component: adherens junction; plasma membrane; catenin complex. The transcript has 15 exons.
UGGUGCCCCUCGCCUGGCUCUACAGCUCCCUCAGUCAACAACUUUCUGAGGUGCCUUUUCUUUUACAAGAGGAUGUCAGCUCCGAGCCCCGGCAAGGAAUAACAGACUUCACCUUGGAUUUGUUCACCCACUCCUGCUUCAUCAAAGAGGAUUUUGGAAAGAAAACCCCAGUCAAGUCCCCUUUCCAGCCCCACUUUGUUCCAGAAUUGAACAGAAACAGUUUCCUGUUCCAGUUCCAGAAAGACUUCGUUGCCAAGAGCCUGAAGGUUAAGGAAAAACAUCAGGAAGAAUUUCUGACUGACAACCUGAAUUCCAGGACCCAAUCACAGCCAUACAUAAGAAAAUAAUAUCAUCAAACAUUCAUGAAGUGAAUUACAAGGCCCUCAGCUCAGCACAUCUUCAUCCAACCCAUGGCAGACACUGCAUUUCCCGUUGUCAACUCCAGUGGGUGAUGACACCAUCUCUGCUGAAGGUAUCCGUUGAGUUUGCUGGGAAGCUUCUGAGACGCUGGGGAAGAAGGUAGGAAAUGGUUGCCCCAGUUCACCAACUGUGAAGACCUAGGAUCACACAACUACAGCUUUGAUUCUCCAAGUGUUUCAGGAUGUAAAUGUAGUCUGACCUUUCCCUGCUGGACAGCUAAAUCAUGGACACGCUAAACAAUUUAAUUUGGACUGUCCUUCCAAAAGAUGCUUUGGCUUCUCUCUCGAAUGCUCACUAAGCAUUUGUAGCUGACAAGGAAAAGGAAGAAAACUGUGAACUGGAAAGUUAUCUUACAAUGAAAAUUACGAGCACAUCUUGCAUCUGUCCAGUCCUCGUGUGUCUCUGUUUUGUGCAGAGGUGUUAUGGAACUGCUCAACACAGCUCCAUCAAGGGGACCAGAAACCAAACCAAACACAUCGAAGGUGAAACCGAAGUCCACCACCGUCCCAAAAGGGGAUGGGUUUGGAAUCAGUUCUUUGUUUUAGAAGAACACAUGGGACCAGAUCCACAAUAUGUUGGAAAACUGCACUCCAAUUCUGACAAAGGUGAUGGGUCUGUGAAGUACAUCCUUACUGGAGAAGGUGCUGGGACUAUAUUUAUCAUUGAUGAUACCACGGGUGACAUCCACUCAACAAAAAGCCUAGACAGAGAGCAGAAGACCCACUAUGUGCUUCAUGCUCAGGCUAUUGACAGACGAACAAACAAGCCCCUUGAACCUGAAUCUGAGUUUAUCAUCAAAGUGCAAGACAUCAAUGACAAUGCUCCGAAGUUCACAGAUGGACCAUAUAUCGUAACUGUGCCUGAAAUGUCAGAUAUGGGUACCUCUGUUCUACAGGUGACAGCCACUGAUGCAGAUGACCCUACCUAUGGAAACAGUGCUCGGGUGGUUUACAGCAUUCUCCAGGGACAGCCCUACUUCUCUGUAGACCCUAAAACAGGAGUUAUUAGAACUGCCUUACAUAAUAUGGACAGAGAAGCCAGAGAACAUUACUCAGUGGUCAUUCAAGCCAAAGACAUGGCUGGGCAAGUUGGAGGGCUGUCGGGAUCCACCACGGUCAACAUCACCCUGACAGAUGUCAAUGACAACCCCCCACGGUUUCCUCAAAAACACUAUCAGCUGUAUGUUCCUGAGUCAGCUCAAGUUGGUUCAGCUGUUGGGAAAAUCAAGGCAAAUGAUGCGGACACUGGUUCAAAUGCGGACAUGACAUACUCCAUCAUUAAUGGUGACGGUGUUGGGAUAUUCUCCAUCUCCACUGACAAAGAGACCAGAGAAGGGAUCCUUUCCUUAAAGAAGCCACUGAACUAUGAGAAAAAGAAGUCAUAUACCCUCAACAUAGAAGGAGCCAAUACACAUCUUGAUUUUCGCUUUUCUCACUUGGGUCCUUUUAAAGAUGCUACCAUGCUGAAGAUCAUUGUUGGGGAUGUAGAUGAACCACCACUAUUUUCCAUGCCUUCCUAUGUCAUGGAAGUCUAUGAAAAUGCCAAGAUUGGGACUGUUGUUGGCACAGUUUUGGCACAAGAUCCCGACAGUGCUAACAGCUUAGUAAGAUACUUUAUCGACUACAAUGCUGAAGAUGACAGGUUUUUCAACAUUGAUGCCAACACUGGAACCAUUAAGACUACCAAGGUUCUUGAUAGAGAAGAAACUCCAUGGUACAACAUCACAGUUGCUGCUUCAGAAAAUGACAAUCCGAGUUUGCUGAGCCAUGUCACAGUGGUUAUUAGAGUUCUGGAUGUCAAUGACAAUCCGCCUGAACUUGCCAGGGAAUAUGAUAUUGUUGUCUGUGAAAAUUCUAAGCCUGGCCAGGUUAUUCAUACCAUCAGUGCCACUGAUAAGGAUGAUUUUGCCAAUGGACAAAAGUUUAACUUCUUUCUUGAUGAACAUCUGUCUAUAAACCCAAACUUCACUCUGAAGGACAAUGAAGAUAACACAGCCAGCAUUCUGACAAGGCGGAGGAGAUUUAGUCGAACUAUUCAGGAUGUGUAUUACCUCCCCAUUAUGAUCUCUGACGGUGGAAUCCCCUCUCUCAGCAGCAGCAGUACCCUCACCAUCAGGGUUUGUGCGUGCGAGAGAGACGGGCGCGUGCGGACCUGCCGUGCAGAAGCCGUCCUGUCCUCGGCUGGCUUGAGCACAGGAGCCUUAAUCGCUAUUCUACUGUGCGUCGUUAUUCUCCUAGCAAUUGUAGUACUUUUCAUCACCCUGAGACGCAGCAAAAAAGAACCCCUGAUCAUUUCAGAGGAGGACGUGCGGGAGAACGUGGUCACCUAUGAUGACGAGGGGGGCGGCGAGGAAGACACCGAGGCCUUUGACAUCACAGCCUUGAGGAACCCGUCUGCUGCCGAGGAGCUCAAGCACCGGAGAGAUAUCAGGCCGGAAGUGAAACUCACCCCCAGGCACCAGACGUUUUCCACCCUGGAAAGUAUAGAUGUUCAGGAGUUUAUUAAGCAAAGACUGGCUGAAGCCGACCUGGACCCCAGCGUCCCGCCUUAUGACUCUCUGCAGACUUACGCCUACGAGGGUCAGAGAUCGGAAGCCGGGUCCAUCAGCUCGCUGGAUUCGGCUGCCACACAAUCAGACCAGGAUUAUCAGUACCUUGGAGACUGGGGACCCGAGUUUAAAAAGUUAGCUGAACUCUAUGGAGAAAUAGAAUCUGAAAGAACAACUUAGGGGGUCCAUUCUUGCAACCUUCUAGAAUUCGCUUCCUGAGCAAGUGGAGAUAUAACCUCAGCAAUGGCAAGGCAGAAGCUUGGAAACAGUACUAGGAACUGAGCAAGCAGAGCACAGCUGCUGUAGAAACAAGUGCCCUUUUCAUGAUCGAAACUGGGUUAUUUAAUCGGAAGAAAGUCAAAUUAAAAAAAAAAAAUACAGAGAAAAAGCUAUUGUUCCUUGUGUAUAUUUUCAAUUGCUCAAUAAAGUCUGUGUACUGUUUAAUGAAGAAUACCUGAAUUAAGCCAAACGAUGAUAUUUGUUUCAAUAUUUUGUGAUUUCUUUUCAAAAGCAAAAGUGAACAAGAGGUUUCCGAAUCACUCAUGACUCUGAUUUCUAGGGGUGGUACCCUGCAAAAUGAAACUGGUGAAGUUAAUCACGACCUCUUUUUCCACUGUUUUGGGUGGACUCUUGAGACCCACACCCUGUUUUUGUGACACAUCUCAUUAGCUUUGUCUUGUGUUGAAAUGACACGAGGUAUUUCCAAUAUACCAGGCCACUCUGUCAUGGACUUGUAUGUACCAUUUUCCUUUGCCCUCCCCGCUUCUUUUCUCCAUAUGAAACUGAUGGAGCACGGGGAUUUGCUGCUUGCGCUGUGAUGUAUGCAACUUCUGUGCACCAGUUGUGCACUGCUCUGAAUCACGGAGACUACUGUCUCUGUCCUGCCUGUCUCCCUUUAUUUUAACAGGAGAACCCCCUUUUUUAAGUGGCUAGAAUGAAUGUUUUAAGAUAUACUCAGAUCAUCUAUGUCAGGGAAAGAUUUAAUUAAAAAAAAACAAAACAAAACCUACAAACCUUAUCCUGCACAGAACACUGAGGAACUCUAUACGUUUUUUUCUCCAUUUGUUUUAGUGCAUUUACCUCAGCAAUUCUGAUCAUUCCUGUACCUAAAAUUGGUUGUCAAAUAUUUGAUGAUUGGUUUAUACUUGUCUAAUUUGCUUAUUUUUAACAUGGCAGUCAUUAAAAAAAUAAUGACGCGGUGGGGUGGAGAUGGUGGUGUGCUGAAUUGGGCGAUUGGGAUCGACAUGUAUACACUGAUGUGUAUAAAAUUGAUUACUGAUUAAAAAAAUUAUAAUAAUGAACCUCAUAUGAUACCUAUGUAGUCUGAAAAGACUAUCCUCCAACUUACAUGAUCUUCGUAGACUUAUGAUUGACUUGCCUUUAUUCCUCACAGAAGCUCAGACUUUCCCCAUCUCACUGAUUGAUUAGCCCUUUAUGUUUGAGACCCACAGAAAACGUGUAGGGCUAGGAGCAAAAAAAUAGGAGUUUCCCACUUAUUAUUCUCAGACACGUUCCUUAAAGUCACUUAGAGUCCCAAACUACAAAAUAGAGAUGGCAAAGACUUCCCUGCUUAACUUACAGGGUUAUGUGACGAUCGAUAAGCAUCUGUAAAAAUGUUUUGCCAACUGCAAAGUGUUCUGUUAUGUAAAGGCUGGCAGACACUAUCAUUUUCUAAUUCCAUUAGUCAUAAUUAUAGAGUUGCAUACAUUUUGAAUAAAAUACUAUAUUACCAUGGGAGAAUUUCAUGAAACCUUCAACAGUGAAGCAACUGCUAACUGGAAAUAUAAUAUGAAAGUUUAAUUCUUUUGAUAUUUUCCCAAAUAGGCUAAUUUUUUAAGAAUUUCUUGGGGUUUCCCCCCUAAAUUGCUUAGAUAACAUUUUGUUGUUGUUGAUAUUGGUCGUGAAAUAAAAAUUCAUAGCAUAACGAUCCUAGUCUCCAAAAAUGACCACAUUUAUGUAUUUUAGAUUAAUUGGAAUUUUGAAACCCCCAAAUUAAGAUUUAUUUUAAGGGGAAGUUUUGCCUUUGCUCUUUAAAUAUAUUAUAGUCUAGAGUCUUCAAAAGUUAUGCGACAUUUUCUGAUUCUACUGAUGUGCAAAAUUUUGAAUUUUGCCUCUGUUCACAACUGCCCUGUGCUAUUAUUUUUCAAUUUUGAGGUAUGGGAAGUAAGUAAAUUUAAUUUGAAUAUUUCUCAAUUUGUG